Messenger RNA from Leptidea sinapis, 567 nucleotides. It is a transcript of the gene RpL31, whose product is annotated as 60S ribosomal protein L31. Gene Ontology annotation, cellular component: cytosolic large ribosomal subunit; ribosome. Gene Ontology annotation, biological process: cytoplasmic translation. The record is from RefSeq and is a predicted model, not a curated record. The transcript is spliced from 3 exons. Gene Ontology annotation, molecular function: structural constituent of ribosome. The coding region runs from base 173 to 547 and encodes 124 amino acids. NCBI's taxonomy places the organism in Eukaryota, Metazoa, Arthropoda, Insecta, Lepidoptera, Pieridae.
AAUUAGGCUAAUUAUUAGACUACCUUAGAAUAAUGACACUAUUCUAACCCACCAACACUUACCUCUAACAACCUGCUGAGAUAUUAACAAUUGUGAAUUGACAUUGACGUAUGACAGCAAAUUUAACAACAUUUCUUUUUGAAACGACGGGUGUUCGCCGAGAUUGUUUACAAUGGCAAAACCUAAAGGAGAGAGAAAAGGCAAAUCUGCCAUAAAUGAAGUUGUAACAAGAGAGUACACUGUAAACUUACACAAAAGACUUCAUGGAGUUGGUUUCAAAAGGCGUGCCCCUCGCGCUAUUAAGGAAGUCCGUAAAUUUGCGGAAAAACAAAUGGGCACACCUGAUGUAAGAGUGGAUACUAGGUUGAACAAAUACUUGUGGUCCAAAGGUGUCAGAAAUGUACCAUUCCGAGUUCGAGUCAGGCUUUCCCGCAGACGCAAUGAUGAUGAAGAUUCAGCACACAAACUGUUCACACUGGUAACAUAUGUUCCAGUUGCAUCAAUCAAGGGCUUACAAACAGAAAAUGUUGAUGCCAGUCAAGAAUAAACAUAAUAGUUAAGAAAUAA